CAUCGACCGACUACAAGCACGCCGACCCGGUCAUGUCUUCGAGAGCUGCUCUGGCGCUUCCGCUGCUCCUCCAGUCCCCGCCAGGACAGCAGUCGCAGGUCUAUGCCGACCUCGUUGCGCUUCUAGAGUCCGAGGGAGAUGACGGCGCAGCGGACGCGGCCGAGUUCCAAGCGAAAGCACAGGAAGUCUGGAGGCAGCACAAUGUCGAGCAGCUCAUCACCAUUGAUGCGCCAGCGUCGUCUGCCACCGAUACCAAUGGCAACUCCAAGCCGAAUGCCGCCGCCGUUGCUGCUGUUGUGUUGUCGGAGCACGGCGUGUUCAGCUGGAAGGGACAGGAACGAUUCAGGGACCCGAGGAGCAAGACGAGCUUCGUCGUGGACCAUUACGACCUGAAGGCGUCAGACCCGCAGCCUUACAAGCCCAACGUGCAUGCAGAGCCCCUUCGAGAGGCUAUCGAGGCUGACGUGGCCAAGUACGUCUUUGACCGCUACGAGACGGGCAUCGCUUCUGUCUUUGUCCAGUCACUCCCGAGGCCAGAGCCGGUCAAAGAGCCGGUCAAGGCGGCAGACCCCAUCGCUCAAGAGGCCAAUCCGAAGGACGCUGUCGAAGAAGGAGGAGAGGAGGUGGACGGGAAAGACGAGGCAGACUCCGAAGUAAAGACCGCAGAGGGCGAAGACGUCCAGCAAGACACCGAAGAGAAUGUUGCAGAGGGAGAGGACAAGGAAGGGCCCAAAGACACAGCUGCAGAAGGGGAGGAUAGUGAGAUGGAAAAUAGAGGAGAAGAGGGCCAAGCGGAAGCCUCUGCUGGGGAAGACGCAACGGCAGCACCCGCAACGGACAGUGAAACCAAGGAGAAGGAGGACGCGGUCAUGGCAGAGCGUGAGGACGAAGAAGAGAAGGACGAAGAGGCCUCGGGCCCCUCGAAGCUCUUCAUUCACAUUGUCGCGAACAAGAUCAAGCUUUCCAACUACUGGUCGGGACGGUGGCGAGCAACAUAUACCUUUGACCCCUCUUCCCCAUCGUCGCUCGACUCAACCCUGGCGCUCCAGGUUCACUACUUUGAAGACGGCAACGUUCAGCUGCACGGCCUUCGCCCAACAAGCACGACUCUCUCGCUCCCAACCUCUGCUGCCGAUCCCUUUGACGCAAAAUCGGCGCCCGAGGUUGCAAAGGCCAUCGCGAGCGCCAUCGAAAAGCAUGAGGAGGCUUACCAAAAGACCCUCUUUGCCACUUGCAAUGACCUUGGCGAGCGGGCCUUCAAGGCGCUGAGAAAGACGCUGCCGAUCACGAGGCAGAAGGUGGACUGGGACAAGGUCCUCAACUAUAAGCUCGGGUCUGAGCUCUCUCGAUAGAAGAG
Molecule: messenger RNA, 1357 nt
Organism: Acaromyces ingoldii
Lineage: Eukaryota; Fungi; Basidiomycota; Exobasidiomycetes; Exobasidiales; Cryptobasidiaceae
Product: subunits of heterodimeric actin filament capping protein Capz
Exons: 3
Coding region: 33-1352 (439 amino acids)
Biological process (GO): barbed-end actin filament capping; actin cytoskeleton organization
Cellular component (GO): actin cortical patch; F-actin capping protein complex
Molecular function (GO): actin filament binding
Source: RefSeq, a predicted model, not a curated record